This is a messenger RNA of Linum trigynum, 8378 nucleotides long. The record is from the annotation of a GenBank genome assembly. Lineage: Eukaryota; Viridiplantae; Streptophyta; Magnoliopsida; Malpighiales; Linaceae.
CUAAAGGGGUACCAUCACAGAUUUCUGGCGAUUUUUCCAAAAUGCCAUUUUCUUUCGAAUUUGGAGGCUGCAUAUCACAGAAUCAGGCUGAGGCUAUUCUACACCGAUAAUGAAGUCUAUUGAUCCUAUUCUGCGCCGAUGAUUAAGUCAAUUAAGCACCAAAUUGGACCAAUUUAUUUUGGGUUAGCAUUUUCGUAAUUUUUUUGGGCAAAUUUUUUCGAAAUGCCAUUUUCCUUGGAUUUUGAAGGCUAAAGAUGGCGGAUUCGGCCUGAGGCUAUUCCUCAACGAUGAUUAAGUCCAUCAAGCACCGAUUUGGGCGGAUUGCUUCCCGGUCCAUUUUUGGCAGAUUCCAAAGGGGUCCAUCACAGAUUUUGGGCGAUUUUUCCGAAAUUUCAUUUUCUUUCGAUUCUGGAGGCUGCAGAUCACGGAAUCAGGCCAAGGCUAUUCUCCACCGAUAAUGAAGUCUAUUGAUACUAUUCUCCACGGAUGAUACCAAAUUGGGCCAAUUUAUUUCCGGAUGGCAUUUUCGUAAUAUUUUGGGGGUCGAAAGGCCAUUUUCUUUGGAUUUUUAAGGCUACAGAUCACGGAUUCGCCCUGAGGAUAAUCUUCCAAGAUGAUUAAGUCCAUUAAGUGCCAAAUUGGGCGAAUUUAUUCCAGGUCCAUUUUUGCCAUAUUUCAAAGGGGUACCAUCACAGAUUUCAGGCGAUUUUUCCAUAAUGCCAUUUUUUCGACUCUGGAAGCUGCAAAUCACGGAAUCAUGGCGAGGCUAUUCUCCACCUAUAAUGAAGUCUAUUGAUCCUAUUCUCCACGGAUGAUAGGUCCAUUAAGCACCGAUUUGGGCCAAUUUAUUUUCGGAUGACAUUUUCGUAAUUUUUUCGGCGUCGAAUGACCAUUUUCUUUGGAUUUUGAAGGCUACAUAUCACGGAUUCGGCCUGAGGCUAUUUUCAACGAUGAUUAAGUCCAUUAAGUGCCGAUUUGGGCGAAUUUAUUCUGGGUCUAUUUUUGGCAGAUUCCAAAGGGGUACCAUCACAGAUUUCGGGCGAUUUUUCCGAAAUGCCAUUUUUUUUUUACUUUGGAGGCUGCAAAUUACGGAAUCAGGCCGAGGCUAUUCUCCACCGAUAAUGAAGUCUAUUGAUCCUAUUCUGCACGGAUGAUAAGUCCAUUAAGCACCGAUUUGUGUCAAUUUAUUUUCGGAUGGUAUUUUCGUACUUUUUUGGGCUACGAAAGGCCAUUUUCUUUGGAUUUUGAAGACUACAAAUUACGAAUUUGGCCUGAGGCUUUCUUCAACAAUGAUUAAGUCCAUUAAGCGCCGAUAUGGGCGAAUUUAUUCUGGGUCCAUUUUUGGCAGAUUCCAAAGGGGUACCAUCACAGAUUUCUAGCGAUUUUUCCGAAAUGUUAUUUUCUUUCGAUUUUGGAGGUUGCAUAUCACGGAAUCAGCCUAAGGCUAUUCCCCACCGAUAAUGAAGUCUAUUGAUUCUAUUCUCCUCGGAUGAUAAGUCUAUUAAGCACCGAUUUGGGCCAAUUUAUUUUGGGAUUGCAUUUUCGUAAUUUUUUGGGCGUCGAAAGGCCAUUUAAUUUCGAUUUUGAAGGCUACAGAUCACGGAUUCGGCCUCAGGCUAUUCUUCCACGAUGAUUAAGUCCAUUAAGCGCCGAUUUAGGCGAAUUUAUUCCGGGUCCAUUUUUGACAGAUUCCAAAGGGGUACCAUCACAGGUUUCGGGCGAUUUUUCCGAAAUGCCAUUUUCUUUCGAUUUGGAGGCUGCAGAUCACAGAAUCAGGCUGAGGCUAUUAUCCACCGAUAAAGAAGUCUAUUGAUCAUAUUCUCCACGGAUGAUAAGUCCAUUAAUCACUGAUUUAGGUUAAUUUAUUUUUUGAUGGCAUUUUUCGUAAUUUUUUGGGCGACGAAAGGCCAGUUUCUUUGGAUUUUGAAGGCUACAGUUCAUGGAUUCGGCCUGAGGCUAUUAUUCAACGUUGAUUAAGUCCAUUAUGCUCAGAUUUGGGUGAAUUUAUUCCGGGUUCAUUUUUGGCAGAUUCCUAAGUGGUACCAUCACAGAUUUCGGGUGAUUUUUCCUAAAUGCCAUUUUUUCGAUUUUGGAGGCUGCAGAUCAUGGAAUCGGGCCUAGGCUAUUCUCCACCGAUAAUGAAGUCUAUUGAUCCUAUUUUCCUCGGAUGAUAAGUCUAUUAAGCACUGAUUUGGGCCAAUUUAUUUUCGGAUGGCAUUUUCGUAAUUUUUUGGGAGUUGAACUGCCAUUUUCUUUGGAUUUUGAAGGCUACAGAUCACCGAUGCGGCCUCAAGCUAUUCUUCAACGAUGAUUAAGUCCAUUAAGCGCCGAAUUAGGCGAAUUUAUGUCGGGUCCAUUUUUGGCAGAUUCCAAAGGAGUACCAUCACAGAUUUCUUGCGAUUUUUCCGAAAUGUCAUUUUCUUUCUAUUUUGGAGGCUGCAGAUCACGGAAUCAGGCCGAGGCUAUUCUCCACCGAUAAUGAAGUCUAUUGAUCCUAUUCUCCUCGGAAGAUAAGUCCAUUAAGCACCGAUUUGGGCAAAUUUAUUUUCGGAUGGCAUUUUCGUAUUUUUUUGGGCGUCGAAAGGCCAUUUUCUUUGAUUUUGAAUGCUACAGAUCACAGAUUCUGCCUCAUGCUAUUCUUCCACGAUGAUUAAGUCCAUUAAGCGCCGAUUUGGGCGAAUUUAUUCCGGUUCCAUUUUUUACAGAUUCCAACAGGGUACCAUCACAGAUUUCAGGCGAUUUUUCCGAAAUAUCAUUUUCUUUAGAUUUGGAGGCUGCAGAUCACAGAAUCAGGCCGGGGCUAUUCUUCACCGAUAAUGAAGUCUAUUGAUCCUAUUCUCCACGGAUGAUAAGUCCAUUAAGCACCGAUUAUGGCCAAUUUAUUUUCAGAUGGCAUUUUCGUAAUUUUUUGGGCGUCGAAAGGCCAUAUUCUUUGGAAUUUGAAAGCUACAGAUCACGAAUUCGGCCUAAGGCUAUUCUUACACGAUGAUUAAGUCCAUUAAGCGGCGAUUUGGGGGAAUUUAUUCCGUGUCCAUUUUUGGAAGAUUCCAAAGGGGGUACUAUCACAGAUUUCGGGCAAUUUUUCCAUAAUGCCAUUUUUUCGAAUCUAGAGGCUGCUAAUCACGGAAUCAGGCCGAGGCUAUUCUCUACCGAUAAUGAAGUCUAUUGAUCCUAUUCUCCACGGAUGAUAACUCCAUUAAGCACCAAUUUGUGCCAAUUUAUUUUCGGAUGGCAUUUUCGUAAUUUUUUUAGCGUCGGAAGGCCAUUUUCUUUGGAUUUUGAAGGCUUCAUAUCACUUUUUCUGCCUGAGGCUAUUCUUCAACGAUGAUUAAGUCCAUUAAGCACCGAUUUGACUGAAUUUAUUCUGGGUCCAUUUUUGGCAGAUUCAAAAGGGGUACCAUCACAGAUUUCGGGCGAUUUUUCCGAAAUGCGAUUUUUUUUUUACUUUGGAGGCUGCAAAUCACCGAAUCAGGCCGAGGCUAUUAUCAACAGAUAAUGAAGUCUAUUGAUCCUAUUAUGCACGAAUGAUGAGUCUAUUAAGCACCGAUUUGUGCCAAAUUAUUUUCGGAUGGCAUUUUCGUAAUUUUUUGGGCUACGAAAGACCAUUUUCUUUGGAUUUUUAAGGCUAUAGAUUCGGAAUUUGGCCUGAGGCUAUUCUUCAACGAUGAUUAAUUCCAUUAAGCGCCGAUUUGGGCGAAUUUAUUCCGGGACCAUUUUUGGCAGAUUACAAAGGGGUACCAUCACAAAUUUAAGUGAUUUUUCCGAAAUGCCGUUUUCUUUCGAUUCUGGAGGCAGCAGAUCACGGAAUCAGGCCGAGGCUAUUCUCCACCGAUAAUGAAGUCUAUUGAUCCUAUUCUCCUCGGAUGAUAAGUCCAUUAAGCACCGAUUUGUGCCAAUUUAUUUUUAGAAGGUAUUUUCGUAAUAUUUUUUGGCGUCGAAAGGCCAUUUUCUUUGGAUUUUGGCGGCUGCAGAUCCCAGAAUCAGGCAGAGGCAAUUCUACACCAAUAAUGUCCUCUAUUGAUCGUAUUGUCCAUGGAUGAUAAGUCCAUUAAGCACCGAUUUGGGCCAAUUUAUUUUCGGAUGGAAUUUUCGUAAUUUUUGGGGCGACGAAAGGCCAUUUUCUUUGGAUAUUGAAGGCUAUAGAUCACGGAUUCGGCCUAAGGCUAUUCUUCAACGAUGAUUAAGUCCAUUAAGCGCCGAUUUGGGCGAAUUUAUUCUGGGUCCAUUUUUGGCAGAUUCCAAAGGGGCAUAUUCACAAAUUUCCGGCGAUUUUCCCGAAUUGCAAUUUCUUUAGAUUUUGGAGGAUACAGAUCACGGAUUCAGCCUGAGGUUAUUCUCCAUCGAUAUUGAAGUCUAUUGAUCGUAUUCUCCACCAGUGAUUAAGUCCAUUAAACACCAAUUUGGACAAAUUCCUUAUCGGAUGACAUUUUCGUAGUUUUUUUGGCAAUGUUUUUUUAAUGGCCAUUUUCCUUGAAUUCUGAAGGCUACAAAUUACAGAUUCAACCUAAGGCUAGUCUUCAACGAUGAUUAAGUCUAUUAAAUAUCGAUUUGGGCGGAUUUUCCCAAAAUAGCAUUUUCUUUCGAUUUUGAAGGAUAUAGAUAACGAAUUUAGCCCGAGUCUAUUCACCACUGAUAAUGAAGUCUAUUAAUCCUAUUCUCCAUCAAUGAUUUAGUCUAUUAACACCGAUUUGGGUGAAUUCAUUUUCGGAUGACAUUUUCGUAUCUUUUGGGGUGAUGUUUUUCGAAAUGCCAUUUUCCGUGAAUUUUGAAGGCCACAGAUCACGAAUUUGGCCUAAGGCUAUUAUUCAACAAAAAUAAAGUCCAUUAAGCUUCGAUUUUGGGCGGAUUUCUUCCGGGUCCAUUUUUGGAAGACUCCUAAAGGGUACAAUCACGGAUUUCAGGCCAUUUUUCCGAAAUGCCAUUUUCCUAGUAUUUUGAAGGCCAUAGAUCACAAAUAUGGAUGCUAUUCUUCAACGAUGAUUUUGUCCAUUAAGCAUCGAUUUGAGUGAAUUUGUUCCCGGUCCAUUUUUUAUAGACUCGGAAGGGGUACCUUCACAAACUUCAGGCGAUUUUCCCGAAUUGCUAUUUUCUUUCGAUUUUGAAGGAUACAGAUUACGGAUCCAAUCUGAGGCUAUUCUCCACCGAUAUUGAAGUCUAUUGGUCCUAUUCUCCACCGGUGAUUUAGUCCAUUAAGCUCCAAUUUGGACGAAUUUUUUAUCGGAUAGCAUUUUCGUAGUUUUUGGGGCAAUGUUUUUCGAAAUGCCAUUUUCCUUGUAUUUUGAAGGCAACAGAUUACGGAUUCCGCCUGAGGCUAUUCUUCAACGAUGAUUAAGUCCAUUAACCAUCGAUUUGGAUGGAUUUGUUCCGGGACCAUUUUUGGAAGACUACAAAGGGGUACCAUCAUAGAUUUCGAGAGAUUUUCCCGAAAUGUCAUCUUCUUUCGAUUUUGAUGGAUAAAAAUCACGGAAUCAUCCCGAGGCUAAUCGCCACCGAUUAUGAAGUCUAUUGAUCCUAUUCUCCCCUGACGAUUAAGUCCAUUAAGUAUCGACUUGGACGAAUUCAUUUUCGGAUGACUUUUUUAUAAUGUUUUGGGCGAUUAUUUCGAACGGCCAUUUUCCUUGUAUUUUGAAGGCCACAGAUCCCGCAUUCUGCCUGAGGCUAUUCUUCACUGAUGAUUUAGUCCAUUAAGCAUCGAUUUAGGCGAAUUUGUUUCGGGUCCAUUUUUGGCAGACUCCGAAGGGGUACCUUCACAGAUUUUGGUCGAUUUUCCCGAAUUGCCAUUUUCUUUCGAUUUUGAAGAAAACAUAUCACGGAUUCAGCCCGAGGCUAUUCUCCACCGAUAUUUAAUUCUAUUGAUCCUAUUCUCCACUGGUGAUUAAGUCCAUUAAGCACCAAUUUGGGCGAAUUCAAUAUCGCAUGUCAUUUUUGUAGCUUUUGGGGCUAUGUUUUUCGAAAGGUCAUUUUACUUGUACUUUGAAGGCUACAGAUUAUGGAUUCGGGCUAAGGCUAUUCUUUAACGAUGAUUAAGUCCAUUAAGCAAUGAUUUGGGCGGAUUUCUUCUGGGUCCAUGUUUGGAAGACUCCAAAGGGGAACCAUCAUGGAUUUCGGGCAAUUUUUCCAAAAUGCCAUUUUCUUUCAAUUCUGAAGGAUAGAUCAAAGGUUUAGCCCGAUGAUAUUCUCCACCGAUAAUAAAGUCUAUUGAUCCUAUUAUCCACCGAUUAUUAAGUCUAUUGAGCACCGAUUUGGGCGAACUCAUUUUCGGAUGACAUUUUGCCAUUUUCGUAUCUUUUGGGGCAAUUUUUCGAAAUGCCUUUUUCCUUAUAUUUUGAAGGCCACAGAUCACGAAUUCGGCUUAAAGCUAUUCUUCAAUGAUGAUUUAGUCCAUUAAGCAUCGAUUUGGACGGAUUUAUUUCGGGUUCAUUUUUUACAGACUCCGAAGGGAUACCCUUCACAGAUUUCAGACGAUUUUCCUGAAUUGUCAUUUUCUUUUUGAUUUUGAAAGAUACAGUCAGCCAGGAGAAAAAAUGUACUUCACCAGAAGCCAGAAACCAGAAACCGCCAUGUCGUCACUAAAAGAUCAACUUAAAACCCAAAACCCCAUCAUCCAAAAAAGCCUCUGUCUUUGCCUUUUCCCCUCCAGUCAUCGUCGCCAGAGAAACAGGGCACGAUAUUCAUUCACAGUAAGUGGGUUCACAACACGUGUACUCUCUCAAUUCUUUCCUAUGCAUGCAAAUUUGUUCUUUCAUAUCUCUCCCACAACCCCAUCUGUCCAUUCACUCUCUCUCUUCACUUCUGAUCACCAUCUUUAUCCGAUACUUCCCUUCAUUAUCCCUCUGCCAAAAAACAGAGCAAAUAACCCAUCUCUUGUAAGUAAAAAUGGUGAUGAUGGGCAUGGUAAACUCGGUGAUGAAUUUCUUUGUGCCGCCGGCGAGCCUGGUGGUGAUGGCUUGCGCCUGGCCGGCGCUGUGCUUCAUCAACACCUGCGAGUGGCUCUACAAGAACUUCCAUAGUGAAGACAUGGAGUACAAAGUUGUGAUUGUCACCGGGGCUUCUUCUGGCAUUGGGGAGCAAAUUGCGUAUGAGUAUGCGAAAAGGAGGGUGAAUCUUGUACUGGUUGCACGGAGAGAGAAUAGGCUCCAGGGGAUAAGCGAGAAGGCUAGAGCUUUGGGCGCGAAGCAUGUCAUGAUCGUGGGGGCAGAUGUUGUGAAGGAAGACGAGUGCAGGAGAUUCAUCAACCAGGCUGUGAGCUACUAUGGUCGUUUGGAUCAUUUGGUGAACACAGUGAGCUUGGGGCACACAUUCUACUUGGAAGAAGCAGCGGACACCUCCAUUUUCCCGCAUUUGCUGGACAUCAACUUCUGGGGGAAUGUCUAUCCAACUUAUGUUGCUCUGCCUCACCUCCAUCAGACCAAUGGACGAAUCGUUGUAAAUGCUGCAGUCGAGACCUGGUUGCCUCUUCCAAGGAUGAGCUUAUACGCGGCUGCUAAGGCUGCUCUCAUAAACUUCUACGACACUCUGAGAUUUGAAAUGAACGAUGAGGUCGGGGUCACAAUCGCCACGCACGGUUGGAUCGCCGGCAGCGAAAUGAGUGGGGGCAAGUUCAUGCUAGAGGAAGGCGCCGAGAUGCAGUGGAGAGAAGAAAGAGAGGUGAAUGGGAGCGGCGGUCCAAUCGAGGACUACGCGAAGAUGAUCGUGUCGGGGGCUUGUCGUGGGGAUCACUACGUGAAGUACCCGAGCUGGUACGACAUCUUCCUCGUCUACAGGUACUUCGCCUCAGGCGUCCUCAAUUGGACGCUCCGGCAGCUGCUUGCCUCCCACGGAACAAGGAGGAUGUCUCUUAUGGGGACGGGGAGGCCGUUGUUGUUGGAAUCCGGGGCGAGCUCGCCACGAAGGUCGGAACCAUCGAGCUCGCCAUGGAGGAGGUCGGAAUCAUCGAGCUCGCCAUGGAGCUCAUCGCCGCCACGAAGGAUCCUUGCUGGUCCUUCCGGUGGUCCCGUCUCGUUCUCGUCGUCGAGAAGUAGUCCGGUGCAGAUGCAUAAACUUGAGUGAUAGUAACUGGACAGUACCUGAGUGAACAAGGUGAUCUCCCUCCAUGAGUAUAUACUUGUUGAUUUUGUGCUCUUAUUUGAUUGUUUCUUUUGUUUUCAUGACUUGUAAUAAGUGAGAUAUUGGUCAUAAAUAAUCUUCACGGUUUCUUGUGUUAGAGGUGGGGUUUUCAAGUGUGAUUUAGUAUGGAUGGUUAUUGAUGGGUCUAAUUUCAGUUUCUUGAAAUAGGGACUUACUUUGAUACAAUUUCACUUAUUUUCAGGGUGACAAAUCGAUAUUUGUAUCGGACUCGUUUGCUUGUUGGAUUUAGUAAAUGAAGGUUUUGAGUUUUG